Molecule: messenger RNA, 1614 nt
Organism: Lathyrus oleraceus (garden pea)
Lineage: Eukaryota; Viridiplantae; Streptophyta; Magnoliopsida; Fabales; Fabaceae
Exons: 12
Coding region: 148-1110 (320 amino acids)
Source: RefSeq, a predicted model, not a curated record
UUUAAUACCUGACCCGUAAACACAACACCCUCCUUGUUCUCCUUGCACCCCAUCCCAAACCACGUGCCAUAAACGGCGUCGUUCCGAAAACGUUUCCCAGAUUAUAAAAAACUGAAACAUUUGAAAUGCAAAAAAAGAGAAACAAAAAUGGAGUUGCUCAAAUUUUCGAAGUUUAAGCUUCAGCUACAAUCUCUCAUAACCGAAGUUCGAGAUCUCAGGGAUAGAGAACGCUCCGCCACCGAGCAACACCAUCAUCUAAUCCAGAAGCAGAAGCGGAAUGAGGAAGAAUGUAGCAGAAAGAUACAGGAGUUGCAGAGUGAGUUGGCUUCUAUUAAAGAAGAGCGCGGGAAGUUGGAGAGGAAGGUGAAUUACAUACAGAAUGAUAAUGCGAGGCUUGAAAAUAAGGUGACAGAGUUGAAGGGAACACUGAAUAGCUUGCUUCAGUCCCGGGAAAACUUUGUGAUUGCUUAUGAGGAAUCUACUUCUCAUAUGAAACGUGCAAUUGAAACCAAAGAUAGGAUGCUUAGUGUCCUCACCGAAAAGAUAAAUUCGCAUCUACUAUUAUAUGAUUCUAUAGAGAAGGAGGUGUUUUAUACCAAGCAAAUUCUAGAUAAAGUCCAAAACAUUGUCAAAGAAAAAGAAGAAACUGUGACCAGCUUGAAAAACAAAAUGGAACGGGUCUGUGCAUUUGAAAAAGAAUUUGUUGAACAUAUCACUGACCUAAGAAAUAAACUGGAAAACAAAGAGGUUGAGUCAAGAAGAAAGGAUAGACUCAUCUCGGAACUCGAAGCAAAGCUUGAUGCGUCAAAAAUUAGCAACAAUAACCAAGCUCAAAUAGAAGAUCUUCAGAAAACUUUAUUGGCAAAGGAUGCAGAGAUACAAAAUUUAAUUUCAGACAAAGAGGCACUACAUUAUGAAGUUGGAAGCUUAAGACUCAUCUUACAGAGGUUUCAGGGCACUAUUACUAAUAUGAAUGAAGAGGACAAAAGGUUAUUCUCAUCAAUUUUGCAACAUAAAGAAGCAAGUACAACAGAUAUGGAUAUAGCAGAUACAAUUAGGACGGAAGAUAUUGCUCAAAACAAUGAAGAGAAGUCUCAAGAACCUACUUGAUUGUUGUAUUUCAAGGCACAGGUUAUUUUGUUUGUCAGCCAUCUACUUUAGGCGAAAUGUCAAUCUCAAUUUUCAAGCAAGUGGUGUAUGCAUUUGUUUAGUUAUACUAAAAAUGUUUUGAGCUGACAAUGUACAUUUGAGACCAAAUGUGUUCAUAGAAUAAUUCGCUGGCUGUAUUUGUGAUGGCUUUCUUCAAUUCUUAUUUGGCAGAAAACAACUAACCACAUCUCUGACAACUGAAAGGAAGGUAUGCAUUUUUUUUUGGUUUAUUCAUGCUCCCACAGGCUGUGUAAAUUGAUGGAAAUUGGUAGAUAUGCCCAUAAAUUAUUUUAAUUUUUGUAUACUUCAAACUAUUAUUCGUUCAUUUCCCCUAAUGUCCUACUGUAUAAUUUAGUGUAGUACUGUAUAUUUUUUUGAAAAGUUGUUGAUUUAAAAGUAUCUAUAACUUGUUUAUAUUAGAACAUUAUGAGAAAUUACAAAGAACCAACUACUUGCACCCAUUUA